Molecule: messenger RNA, 763 nt
Organism: Mangifera indica (mango)
Lineage: Eukaryota; Viridiplantae; Streptophyta; Magnoliopsida; Sapindales; Anacardiaceae
Exons: 3
Coding region: 80-592 (170 amino acids)
Source: RefSeq, a predicted model, not a curated record
CGUUGCCCGUUUAGGGCAAUCAAAUAUAAAGACGAAGAAGGAAGAAAAGCCCAUACCCAUUUCUGUUCUCGAAGUAACCAUGGAAGAACUCGAAUCGAAUCCAAGUGAUACGGUAACCAAGUUUGCGAAUUCUCAUUCCAAGAAAAGAAAGCUCAAUCAAAAUGCGGAGCUCCCGGCCUCCUAUUACUACAAAAUCCGUCUUAUCGCUCGUCAACUUCGUCCCCAUUUUAUAGAAAUUCUCCAAACACCUGACUUUCGAAAUUGCAAAGCUGCUCAUGAAGUAAAAGAACAGAUGAAGCUUAUAGUAGAUUUGUACCGACAGAUGAUUGCUGAGAUAGACCACAUUGAACAUGAAGAGGAAUUACAAUCGGAGCUACUUAAACCCAAAAAAUUUCAGGAGCAACCAUCAGAAAAGAAGCCUCAAACACCUGGAUUCAGCUCAGAGAAGAAGAAUGAUGAUAUUGGCCAGAGUCGGGAAAGCUACAUCGUGGGUGGAUCAGUCUUUGGUUGGAACUUCAUCACAUUUUCUGGAAGUCAGCCAGUUUAUUAUGGAGUAACCAGGGAGUCAUUUCGAAGUAGACAAAAUAAGUAAGAUCAGUAGUCUGCUCAUAACAAGUGAUGUUUUUGAUGACUAGAAAUUAGUUUACAAGUAGCCACCAAUAGUCAUUAACAAAGUAAAUAGUCUGAAUCAGUACAUUUUUACUAAUCGAAAUGGAUAGAAUUUGCUCUUUUUUUCAGUAAGAGAAGUAGAGUGUUCAUAUCA